Molecule: messenger RNA, 961 nt
Organism: Cucurbita moschata (crookneck pumpkin)
Lineage: Eukaryota; Viridiplantae; Streptophyta; Magnoliopsida; Cucurbitales; Cucurbitaceae
Product: calcineurin B-like protein 4
Exons: 9
Coding region: 1-594 (197 amino acids)
Biological process (GO): calcium-mediated signaling
Molecular function (GO): calcium ion binding; kinase binding
Source: RefSeq, a predicted model, not a curated record
AUGAUAAGGGUCCUCAAGGACUUACUUUCAGUUACAGUGAGCGAGGUAGAGGCAUUAUACGAGCUUUUUAAGAAACUGAGCAGUUCAAUUAUUAACGAUGGACUGAUCCAUAGGGAAGAAUUUCAGCUCGCGUUGUUCAGAAAUAGAAAUAUGAAAAAUCUUUUUGCAGACAGAAUUUUCGAUUUAUUUGACCUGAAGCGAAAUGGGGUUAUUGAAUUUGGGGAGUUUGUCAGAUCCUUGGGCAUCUUUCAUCCUAAUGCAUCUAUUAAAGAUAAAAUUACAUUUGCUUUUAGGCUAUACGAUUUGAGGCAGACAGGGUUUAUAGAGCAAGAAGAGUUGAAGGAAAUGGUUUUGGCUCUUCUACAUGAAUCAGAGUUGAUUCUUUCGGAUGAUGUGAUUGAAACAAUUGUGGAAAAGACAUUUAAUGAAGCCGACAUGAAGGGCGAUGGAAAGAUUGAUGAAGAAGAGUGGAGGGAGUUUGUGAUGAAGUAUCCAUCAUUGAUCAAGAACAUGACAUUACCAUACCUAAAGGAUAUCACCAUGGCAUUCCCAAGUUUUGUUGCAACUACAGAAGUCGAAGAUUCAGAUAUGUAGACGAAUUUUUGGUGGUUUUUAGAGUAUAUCAACAAGAACGCCUGGGUGGAUAGCUUAAAGAUACAAAAAAGUGUGCAGUGAUUUGGGAAGAACAGAAAUAGGUAUUCUCUAAAUUAGGCAUAUUAUAGAGUUGCAUUAUUAUUAUGUGCAUAAAAAUGAAGAAACUUUGAUGUUGAUUAUAAUUGAAGUGUGAAGUGUAUAUGCAUAUUCAUAGUGUGAUGUACAAUAACUUAAUAGCAGUGUUAACCAGAGGAGUUAGUUCGAGGAAGAAAGAGGGUAAAGGUGUAAUUGAAACAAAGAUAUGUAUAAGAGGAAGAAAUUUCAUUGCAUUUUAGCUUAGUGAGAAAGGAAGAAAAAGAGAGAAAGA